UCCUUACUGAGGAGUUGGCAACACUGCGUGGAUCCACUAACACAGAGGAACGAAAACCAGCUGUGAGGCGGGGACAGUCACAGGUUGUUGUGUUGGUGUGAAGCUGUGGGCUCUGCUAUGAGUUGCUGUGAGGACAGAGAGGACGGAGGCCUUCCCUCUGAAACCAGUCUGCAUAUGGACCAUGAGAACCAGAGCACAGCUCAGAGGCUGAAGCACCAGCAGGCACCAGGGACUCCUGGACCUGGACCUGGACCCAGCGGUGUGUCCUUGAAGAGUGACCAGUCAAUGGAAUAUCCUCUUGCUUUCAGAGCACUUGCUGAUGGAAGGGAACCAUUUAAAACAGACAAAAAGAUCCUGCAGCAGGAACCAGAAUCUCCUGCACCCAGCGGUGUGUCCAUGAAGAGUGACCAGUCAAUGGAAUAUCCUCUUGCUUUCAGAGCACUUGCUGAUGGAAGGGAACCAUUUAAAACAGACAAAAAGAUCCUGCAGCAGGAACCAGAAUCUCCUGCACCCAGCGGUGUGUCCUUGAAGAGUGACCAGUCAAUGGAAUAUCCUCUUGCUUUCAGAGCACUUGCUGAUGGAAGGGAACAAUUUAAAACAGACAAAAAGAUCCUGCAGCAGAAACCAAACUCUCCUGCACCCAGCGGCGUGUCCAUGAAGAGCGACUGGUCGAGAGACAUUAGCAUUGAUUUUAAAGGACAACCUCCACCUGUUGAUCAGAUAGUGGACCAGCAGAGCUCAGAGGGUCCCAGCGGUCUGUCUGCCCAGCAGCAUCACACACAGCUGGAAUCCAUAUUUAAGCUGCUGGAGGACAACAUUGUUACUUUUGUCAAGACGGAGCUGAAGAAGAUGCAGAAGGUUCUGAGUCCGGAUUACCCAGAAGGCUCAGAGCAUCAGAGGGAGGAUGAGGUGGUGUUGGAUGGUGUAGAUGAAGAGCGGAGGAGGAGGAUCAGAGAUGCACUUCUGGAGAUCACGGUGAACUUCCUGAGGGGGAUGAAGCAGGAGGAGCUGGCUGACUGUCUGCAGAGCAAAUCCCCCACCAUGUGCCAGCACCAACUCAAGUCCAACCUGAAGGAGAAGUUCCAGUGUGUGUUUGAGGGGAUUGCUAAAGCAGGAAACCCAACCCUUCUGAAUCAGAUCUACACAGAGCUCUACAUCACAGAGGGAGGGGCUGGAGGGGUCAGUGAUGAACAUGAGGUCAGACAGAUGGAAACAGCAUCCAGGAAACCAGUCAGACCAGAAACAACCAUCAGACAGGAAGACAUCUUUAAACCCCCACCUGGAAGAGAUGGACCAAUCAGAAUAGUGAUGACAAAGGGAGUGGCUGGCAUUGGGAAAACAGUAUUAACCCAGAAGUUCACCCUGGACUGGGCUGAAGGCAAAGCCAACCACGACAUCCACUUCACAUUUCCAUUCACUUUCAGAGAGCUGAAUGUGCUGAGAGAGAAAAAGUUCAGCCUGGUGGAACUGGUUCAUCAUUUCUUUACUGAAACCAGAGGAAUCUGCAGCUUUGAAAAUUUCCAGGUCGUCUAUGUCACAGAGUCUGCCUCAGUGGGUGUGCUGCUGACAAACCUCAUCAGGGGGAACUUGCUUCCCUCUGCUCGCCUCUGGAUAACCACAAGACCUGCAGUAGCCAAUCAGAUCCCUCCUGAGUGUGUGGACAUGGCGACAGAGGUCAGAGGAUUCACUGACCCACAAAAGGAGGUGUACUUCAGGAAGAGGUUCAAAGAUGUCUGGCGGGCUAGCCAGAUCAUCUCCCACAUCAAGAGCUCCCGAAGCCUCCACAUCAUGUGCCACAUUCCAGUUUUCUGCUGGAUCACUGCUACAGUUCUGGAGGCUGUGUUGCAAACAGGAGGGGGAGGAGAGUUGCCCAAGACCUUGACUGAGAUGUACAUCCACUUCCUGGUGGUUCAGCUAAAACGGGGCAAUGCCAAGUAUUAUGGAACGUCUGAGACAGAUUCACACUGGAGUCAAGAGAACAUGAAGAUGAUUAAGUCUCUGGGAAAACUGGCUUUUGAGCAGCUGCAGAAAGGCAACCUGAUCUUCUAUGAGUCAGACCUGACAGAGUGUGGCAUUGAUAUCACAGCAGCCUCCGUGUACUCAGGAGUGUUCACACAGAUCUUUAUAGAGGAGAGAGGGAUGUACCAGGACCGGGUGUUCUGCUUCGUCCAUCUGACUGUUCAGGAGUUUCUGGCUGCUCUUCAUGCCCAUCUGACCUUCACUUCAUCUAGAGUCAAUCUGCUGGCAGAAGAACAAACAACCUCCCAGGUGUCUGGAACAAGAGAAGGCAAAUCUGCAGAGACACUCUUCUACCAGACAGCUGUGGACAAGGCGCUAGAGAGUCCAAAUGGACACCUGGACUUGUUCCUCCGCUUCCUCCUGGGCCUUUCAAUGCAGACUAAUCAGACUCUCCUACAAGGCCUGCUGACACAGACAGGAAGUGGCUCACAGACUAAUCAGGAAACAGUCGAGUACAUCAAGAAGAAGAUCAGUGAGGAACGGUCUCCAGAGAGAAGCAUCAACCUGUUCCACUGUCUGAAUGAACUGAAUGACCGUUCUCUAGAGGAGGAGAUCCAAAAGUUCCUGAAAUCAGGAAGCCUCUCCACAGAUAAACUGUCUCCUGCCCAGUGGUCGGCUCUGGUCUUCAUCUUACUGUCAUCAUCAGACAAAGAGCUGGAUGUGUUUGACCUGAAGAAAUACUCUGCUUCAGAGGAGGCUCUUCUGAGGCUGCUGCCUGUGGUCAAAGCCUCCAACAAAGCUCUACUGAGCAGCUGUAACCUGUCAGAGAGAAGCUGUGAAGCUCUGGCCUCAAUUCUUGGCUCCCAGUCCUCUAGUCUGAGAGACCUGGACUUGAGUAACAAUGACCUGUUGGACUCUGGAGUGAAGCUGGUCUCUGCUGGACUGGGGAAUCCAGACUGUAAACUGGAGACUCUCAGUCUGUCAGGUUGUCUGGUCACAGAGAAAGGCUGUGCUUCUCUGGCCUCAGCCCUGAGCUCCAACCCCUCCUACCUGAGAGAGCUGGACCUGAGCUACAAUCAUCCAGGAGCCUCAGGAAUGAAGCUCAUGUCUGUCCAACUGAAGGAUCCACGCUGCAAACUGGACACUCUCAGGGUGGAGCCUGCUGGAGAUAUAUGGUUGACACCAGGUCUGAGGAAGUACGCCUGUAAACUCAAAAUCGACCCUAACACAGUGUACAACAAGCUCAAACUGUCUGACAACAACAGGACGGUGACAAAUGUGGAGGAGGUUCAGCCGUAUCCUGAUCAUCCAGACAGGUUCGACCGGUGUCAUCAGCUGCUGUGUACUGGUCUGACUGACCGCUGUUACUGGGAGGUCGAGUGGAGCGGAGAGGUUGAUAUAUCAGUGAGUUACGGAGGAAUCGGCAGGAAAGGAGGCGGUAAAGACUGUGAGUUUGGAAUGAACGAUCAGUCCUGGAGAAUGAGAUGCUCUGAUGAGGGUGGUUACUAUGUCUGUCACGAUGGCACACACCCGAGCCUCUCCUUCUCCUCAGUCACUCCCAGAGCAGCAUUGUACGUGGACCAUCCUUCUGGCACUGUGUCCUUCUACACAGUCUGCUCUGACAACACACUGAUCCACCUCCACACCUUCAACACCACAUUCACUGAACCUCUGUAUGCUGGGCUUGGAGUCUGGUUUUCUGGUUCCUCAGUGUCUCUGUGUUGAGUGUAGCUGAGUCUCCCCUUGUCUGAGAAGCCUUCUCCCUG
This is a messenger RNA of Monopterus albus (swamp eel), 3725 nucleotides long. RefSeq names its product protein NLRC3-like. Gene Ontology annotation, molecular function: protein binding. The coding region runs from base 118 to 3684 and encodes 1188 amino acids. The record is from RefSeq and is a predicted model, not a curated record. Lineage: Eukaryota; Metazoa; Chordata; Actinopteri; Synbranchiformes; Synbranchidae. The transcript has 13 exons.